Tupaia belangeri chinensis (Chinese tree shrew) is the source of this 4585-nucleotide messenger RNA. It is a transcript of the gene RCAN3, whose product is annotated as regulator of calcineurin 3. Gene Ontology annotation, molecular function: calcium-dependent protein serine/threonine phosphatase regulator activity; nucleic acid binding. The transcript has 6 exons. Bases 1253 to 2230 code for a protein of 325 amino acids. Gene Ontology annotation, cellular component: cytoplasm; nucleus. Gene Ontology annotation, biological process: calcium-mediated signaling. The record is from RefSeq and is a predicted model, not a curated record. Lineage: Eukaryota; Metazoa; Chordata; Mammalia; Scandentia; Tupaiidae.
GCGGCGAUCCCGCGAUGCCGGGGGAGGUGGGCUGGAGACCCCCGAGUUGCUGCGGCCGCCUGGCCUCCAGGUCCAGCCCCUCGCGCGCAGCCUCCGGGCCGGUGUCGUCCCCCAGCAGUGGUUUCCCUCUCCUCUGCCAGCUGUUUGACUUGUCCAGAGGCGGCAGGCCCAGCCCGCCCGGAAGCUGCAAGGGCGUAGUGAACCCAGCCCGGCAGCCCGAAAGUGCAAGCCCCUGCUCCGGGGCGCUGGACUGACCCCCGCAGGACUUACUCCCUCACUUUUUGAAACUUGCAAAGCUGCAGCUGCCGGCUGCAUGGACAGGGAGGAAGCGACAGCGGUGUUUCCCGGCCGCCUCCUAACAGCUUCGUGCGGAAUCCGAUUAUCUCCUUCAGGGAUUAGGGCUCUGGCGUGGCGGGCAGUCCAGACCCGGCGCGAUCACUCCUGCCCUGAAGUGGCAUUUUAGUGCCGUACGCAGAGUCAGAAACCCUCGCUCCACCUUACCGGAAGCCACCUUGCUCACCACAUUGAACUUCAUAGAAGUCUGCGAUUCAUAGAAGUCUCUGAUUCGCUAUUUGGCAAGAGAAGCACUGACUGAUCUGUCGCUGUGAUUGCAUAUGACCUAAAAUCGGUUUGGGGCUAUUUUAUUAGCUUUGGUCCAAUACAUUAGAUUGGGGGAAAAAAAUAAAACAUUAAGACUCAGGCUAGAUGUGUUUGUGCAUCACAUAAAUUCGGGAUUUUUCCCCUUUUUUGGUGAAAUUGCAUAUUGGUGUUCUAGAAACAGGCUGAUGCAAGAAGACAAAGCCUGAAAACUCCCAGCCCUGUUCCUCUCACCAGCUUCCUUUUACUGCACUAGGAAGCCUUUGUUUUUUCUUAGCCUAGGAAGCAACUUCUGUGCUUUUAGGGGAAAUACGAUUUUUCCUGCUAUUAAAAUCUGACAUCUUUAAAAGCUAAAUGUGAACCUUGGGGUAACCAAAAAGAGGAAGUUUUGUGUGGUGUUAGAGGGGUUGUUUGAAAGAUUUAGGCACGAACAUCAUGAAAAAUAGUGUCUUGGACAUCCUUUAGGCUGAACCCUGUGAAAUGAUGAAAGCUCUUCAGUUCUAUUUCAUCUGUCACUUCAACCCCCAAAACCUCCGAAGGUCGAGGUCAGACCAUCUGCCUUGUCUCCUUGAGCGUAGAGGUGAUGUUGAGAGAAGUGGAUUAUCUACAGUAAAACAAGCAACACCCGUCCUUUCUGUGUUUCAGCUGUUCUUUAAUGCCCGUUUCCCGAGUGGCUGGGAGACAUCCUAGAACCUGCAAGCGGCGAAGGCCGGCCUGGGGAACAAUGCUCAGGGACACUCUGCAGUCUUGGGAUGAGAGCCGGCCGGAGCUCUGUAACAGUGACCGAGAGGAGGAAGAAGGGAUGGUUUUUGGUGAAAACGAAGAUGAUUUGGAAGAGAUGAUGGAUUUGAGCGACCUGCCUACCUCACUUUUUGCAUGCAGCGUCCACGAAGCCGUGUUCAAGGAGCGGGAGCAGAAGGGCAACGAGAGUGGAGCCACGAGAAUUCCAGAAAGGUCGGGACGUGCACCCCUGCUGCAUCCUCGUCGCGUGCUCCUCGACACCUCCCCUCCCGGGGGCCUUUCCCACUCUCCCGUGCAGAUUUUCGGCGCCCGUGGCCAGCCACCAAGCGUCCUCCUGAGUUCCCGAGGAAGCGUUCGGUCGCAGGAGCGAUUUGAAGCACUCUUUGCUGCCUAUGAUGACCGCGUUACGUUUCAGUCAUUUAAGAGCUUCAGAAGAGUCAGGAUAAACUUCAGCAACCCCGAAGCAGCGGCGCGCGCGCGGAUCGAGCUCCACGACACCGACUUCGGAGGGAAGAAGCUGAGGCUCUACUUCACACAGGUGCAGACGUCCGGGGAGGCCCGGGUCAAGUCCUACCUGCUGCCCCCGCAGCCAGCGAAGCAGUUCCUCAUCUCCCCGCCCGCGUCCCCGCCCGUGGGGUGGAAGCAGAGCGGCGACGCUGUGCCCGUGAUCGAUUACGACCUGCUCAGCGCCGUCUCCAGACUGGGACCAGGAGAGAAGUACGAACUUCACGCUGGAACCGAGUCGACCCCUAGCGUGGUGGUUCAUGUCUGCGAAAGUGACACAGAAGAGGAGGAAACCAAACACCCCAAGCAGAAGAUCACGCAGACACGGCGUCCCGAGCACCCGGCUGCAGCGCUGGACGAGCCCCGGCCCUUCGACUGUGCGCUGUGAGGCCCGCCGUGGGGUGGCAGCUGCCCGGUGGGCUUCGGUCCUGCCCCGGUGCCCUCCAGCCAGGCACCGCUGCUGGUGGUACAGAGGAGACAGAGGGAGCCGGGCCGCGUCCCACCUGGACUGCGGGCGUGGUAGCAUAGAGUAGCAGCUGGUUUUCACCUCCCCAACAUUCCAAGGGACAUUUUAAUGGCACUUUAUAUUACAGGGUCAGCCUCCGAGCCAUGGCCACCCUUGACCAUUUUUAGACAGUGGCAAAUUAGGAAAAAGGUGUCCUGGUCCCCAGCUUUGUUAGUUCCCAGCUCCGUCUAACAUGGCGUCCCGGAAACUGGACCUAGUCACCCAGUGUGGUACUGUUUUUGAGGUUAAAAACAGUCAGAAUUUUAAUCAUGGAGUGUGGCUCUUUUUGUACUGGUCCAAUGGCCUCUCCCUAGUGCCCUGAUCAGAGGGUAGUUUUACUCAGUAUGUCUGAACUUCCGUGCACAGAAAGAAGCCGGGUGCACAGAACAGUUGGUGGACAUCACCUUCCCUCCGUGUUCUUCUCCGUUCAUUGUGGAGGAGAAAUGCCAGACCCCUCCGUCAGAAUUAGCCAGCACAGACGCGUGACUCUGACCUGGAGGUCGGGGAGGCGGGACCUUCUCCCCACGGGUGAGCUGCCCGGGCACGUCUGCCACUCCGGGAAUGAGGGGUCCCCAGGAAGCCUGACGGGGCCUGCCUUCAGCCUGGAGCGCACCGUGCAGUCUUCACCCCGUGCCUGUCCCUGCAGCGGCCCGGCUCGCCGAGUCCCUGGGCUGUGCGGGCUUCGGUGUGUCGUUCACAGCUUUGAAUCAACAGGCAGGAGGGUUUCCGAAGACCCUUUUUAAGUUGCCCACGCAAACACCAAACACGAUCGAUUGGCUUGCUUUGGGAGGAGGCCCACCUGCUGUUUUCCUGUGAGCCAGGGGAGGAGGAGAAGGUCCCUGGUGCUUUCCUUUGUGAUAACAGUUUUUGCCCUGGCUUCCUGCUGGCCUUCCCCCCGUUUCUCACUUGAACCUCCUAAAGGGGAAGCAGCAACUUUUAGCUCUCUGGCCUAUUCAGACCCUGAAGUUGCGUUUUCAGGAAAGUCGCCUAGUUAAAGUGCUCUGCUUUUGCUCAGGGGGUCCCUCCCCCCGCCCCAGUGGCCGCUGUCUGAGCGCCCUGGGUGGUGUCAGGGUCCCUACUGCAGUAGAACGCACUGCCGAGGGCUUCAAUUUUUGUGCAGAGCAAAAACGUUUCCUGUUGUCUUCCUCACUCCAAUACGCCGAGGUAAACGCUGCCCUCUGGAUGUGCCGCGGCCAGGCCUCCGCGGGUGAAGUUCGCAGUUCCGUGAGCAAUCCCUUCGUCAUUCACCUCCUCUGUCGGUUUGAAUGGCAGCCGUUCGCUCAGUUCACUCUGCGGGUCCCAGCGCAGCAUUUUACCCGCUUGUCCUUCCAGGUUGGACCUUUCGCGGCAGGAAGUGCGUCUGUUUUCAACAGCGGGAAAUAUUUAAGAUUUCCUGAUUGGUAUUAUUUAUUUAUUAUCACUUCCUAAGGGAUUAGAACGCACGAUGUUUUGCUACAUAGCUUGUGUUCAUGCUUGACCUGCCAAUUAAAGAAUACCCUGUCUCUAAUAUGUAAAACUCAUUUAAGUCAAGUAAGUACGAAUUACCCACUAUUAUCCUUUCUCUUUUUUUUUUUUGAGUACUGAAUUAACCGAAGGCAACUUUGAGCCAAAAUAUGAACGAGACAAAGUCAUUUAAACUUUUCUGAAUGGAAAGUGUUAUUUUUAUUCUUUCCAAUAUAUUGUCUCCAUCAGAUGAAUUCUAAUAGAAAAAUGACUGAAUGCUCAGCAGUUUCUUCAUAUUGCGAAGUCAAGCCGGUUCUGUUCUUUUUAAAGCUAUUUUGUAUCCAGUUCAUGUAACUGUUUUGCAAGAAGUCAGACUUGGGAAUCUUUAAGUUAUUUUAAUAAAUUUAUCUGCAUUGUUUCUUCUUUGAAAUUGAGUUUAUUACUUAGAUUUAACUCUGAUAAUUCAGUAGCCGUGUUUUCUUAAGUCAUAACCUCUUCAUGGGAAUCAAAUUAUCUAGAAACCGAGGAAAGCAUAAUGGUGCUUUGUGUUAGGAGAAAACAUUUGCAAGGGAUAAAGAAACUAUUAUACUUAAUAGUCCACCCAAACACAAUGCUUUGGCUCUUACAUUCUGAAUUGUCCAGCAUACCACCUGAUGAAACUGGAGAUAAAGCCAUUUAAGAAGCAAAUUAGUGGAGCCAGCAGGUGGCAUAGUAGUUAAGAUGCUUGGAUUCCCACCUGGCUGACUGCGGUUUGAGUCCCAGGCAGGGUGGCUUGAAAAUCAUGCACGUGUGUGC